This is a messenger RNA of Elgaria multicarinata webbii, 3051 nucleotides long. Its product is annotated as carbonic anhydrase 13-like. Gene Ontology annotation, molecular function: carbonate dehydratase activity; zinc ion binding. NCBI's taxonomy places the organism in Eukaryota, Metazoa, Chordata, Lepidosauria, Squamata, Anguidae. The transcript is spliced from 7 exons. The record is from RefSeq and is a predicted model, not a curated record. The annotation marks the transcript as partial.
GGUCUGCGCUCCUCGCUUGUGCCGGGCCGGUCCCCUGGCGGCCACGGGCGGCCACUGCGGGGGGCGCCGCCCAUAAAAAGGCGCCGCGGGGCCCGCCCGGGGCGCGCUCGGUCUCUGCCUGCUGGAGCGUCUGGCCGCAUCUCCCGCGCGUCUUGUGCUCACAGACGGGCGCUCGCCUCUCCGCAUCGCCACCUCUUCUUCCAUCUCCACCAUCCACAACAUCCCGUUAGGGGACUAGCCAUGCUGCACUGGGGAUACGAAGAGGACAACGGACCUUCUCACUGGAAGGAAGUUUUCCCUAUUGCUAAUGGAGACCGUCAAUCUCCCAUUGAUAUCCAAACUCAGCAGACCAAAUAUGACCCCACUCUACGUCCAAUCUUCCCUGACUAUGAUCCUGCUUCUGCUAAAGUCAUCCUCAACAAUGGACACUCCACCAGUGUGGAAUUUGAUGACACUGAAAAUAAAUCAGUGCUGAGUGGGGGUCCACUCAUUGGAAAUUAUAGGCUGCGGCAAAUUCACUUCCAUUGGGGCCCCAGUGAUGACAUUGGCUCUGAGCAUGCAGUCGACGGAACAAAAUUUGCAGCAGAGCUUCACGUGGUCCAUUGGAAUGCAGACAAAUAUGCCACCUUUGUUGAGGCUGCUCGCCAGGCUGAUGGAUUAGCCGUCAUGGCUGUUUUCUUAAAGGUGGGUGAAUGCAAUUCACAGCUGAAGAAAAUCACGGACCAUUUGGAUGGUAUUAAAGUCAGGGGUAAACAGCAUAGGUUCACCAACUUUGAUCCUUCCUGUUUGCUCCCUCGUUCUCUGGACUACUGGACUUACCUUGGCUCUCUCACAGUUCCUCCUCUUCUCGAAAGUGUCAUCUGGAUCAUUCUUAGAGAGCCUAUAAGUGUUUGCUCUGAACAGCUAGCUAAAUUUCGCAACCUUCUCUGUACUGGUGAGGGAGAAGCUGCCUUCUGCAUGCUGAAAAACUUCAGACCUCCACAGCCUUUAAGGGGCCGGGAAGUGAGAAGAAAUUAAAGGGGAGAGAAAGGAAACAAUGCACAGCAAUAGCUCACACUGUUGAGGAAGCAAAACACAUUUUAAUGCAUUUUAAUGUAUUCUAUUUUUAAUGUACAUACAUUCUUAUUAGGAAAUGAUCCAGCCAAUGUUAAUCAUUUUGAAGUCGUAGGGAUUUUGAGGAGAGAUUUAAGCACAUGCUUAACUCUGCUACUAAAACCACUAGGUCUUAAAAUGCUUAAGGUUUCUGGAUUGUGCCCCUGAUUUUUUAAUAGAUAAGUUAACAUUAUUUGCUUUGGGUAUUGGAAUUAAUAGAUACUGUUUCGUUGCUGUUUAACUAUAGUAGAUAAGAACGUAUCACUGAAUAUAAAAAUAUGAUUAGGUAUGAUCGUAUUGUAUUGUGAUAGAUUAGGAUAGUCAGUAGUAGCAAAAUAAGAUUUGUUCAGAGUUGUAGCAAAUGAGCCAAAGCUGUGUUUUGUGGCCUGAAUGAGUUUCACACCUUACAUGAAUGCACUGUAAUGUGUUAGGUGGGGUGGCACUAUCUUAUCUAGAUUGGACGGAUAUCAGUUAACAAUACUUUAGGUAUGGGAUGGCCCGUCUCGGAGCAGAGGGUUAGAAAUAGAUGAUCCAUUGAAGUCCCUUUCAACUUGUCUAAGGUUCCAACUCUCUCCCUCCAAAGAAUCCUUGGAAUUGUAGUUCUUUAAAAAGCUAAUAAGGAAUCCUUGGGACUCCCUCAAAAAUGACAACUCUGAGCAUUCUUUGCUCAGAGGAAACCGUAGUGUUUAACCAAAUCAAGCCAAUUUAAAUACGUAGUAUAGAUAUACUAGGAUACUACAGUGGAGAAACUCAAAUUCCCUUUAAGCCUAUCAUUCUGAAUGUUCGCCUCAGGUCCCCUGGUCCUUCCCCCUGACAAUUAGAAGGAACAUGGGUGAGGUGUUUCCUAACCUCUUUGCCGAGAGGCCAUAUCUAGGUAGUAGGUGUGAUUUAGACAGUCAGUUAGUUAAGAAACUUCACCUUCUCUUAAAGUCUGACUUUCCUCCAGAAUUUCUGAAGACAUUUCUUCUGCUUCAGCACCUUAAAAUGGAACCAGAACAUUUUUUGCCGGGGGGGGGGGGUGGGGGAGAAAAAACUCAAAGAAGCUGCAACCUCUGGAGGUCAUAGCUCCAGAGGUGGAAAUUGUCCAGGUGUUCUGGAGAGAAAGCAAGACUUGGGUUUCAUUAAAAACGCACAAACAUAAAGAGAGAAUUAAGGCCCAAUUACAUAUAACAAGGCGAUGUGUGGAUGCUACCAACCAGAGUCAACAUGGGAAUGUAUAUUUGGGGGGUGGAGAUGGUGGGUAGUGUGAGAGUAGCAUUUUCUCACCCCCUGUAACCAACAGCCAAUGUAGUGGCAGUGUGUUGUGAGUGCAGGGGGUGUGAGAGAGGUGUGUGGAAAUACUUACAUAGUGGUGUCAGAAGUUUAUUUUCAGGUUAUCUAUAUUGGAAGAGACAUGGGUUCAUAAUGCCUGCAUGUAUCCACCCUAAGGUAUGGUUUGGCUGGGAAAUAGGCCUCGCUGGAACUUGGAAAGAUAGGGUAUAUGUACGUUAAGCUAAAUACUAUAAAGUAGGGGUAGACAACUGGGAAUCUUCCAGAUGUUUUGCAUUACAAUUCCCAUAAUUCCUGACAUGGGCCAUGCUGGUUUUGGCAUGUGGAAGUUUUAGUCAAAAACACCUGGAAGCCUUCAGAUUGUCUAUCUCUGAUAUAAAGGAUAAAUGAUGAGGAUGUGAAUGAUGGUGGCAUGUUUUCGUUUUCUUUUUUAAACCCUGAGUUGUCCCUAAUACUUUUAUGUUGUCUGAAUAGCUGCAUAAAGAAGGCACUGUAAGGGGUUCUAAAGAUGUUAUUUGUAUCAGGGCAGGAAGUGCUGAGGCUGGGGUUACUGAUGUAUGUUUUCAUGUUAGAAUUGGGGACGGGGGAAAGUCCCCAAAACAUACAUUCUAAUUUAUUAGCAAUAAAUUGAGUUUAUUCUGUAAUGUUAUAUUUAUGAAUUGCAUCAAAUAAAAGCAAGUGAUACAAAUA